AUAAUUAACAUUUGCUAUUCAAGAAACUUUACAGAGUUUUUCUCAUUCUCUUGACCAUUUUUAACAAUUAAUGUGAACAAAACGAUCAAUCAGCAAGACAAAGCUUAUCAUUCAAAUCUUACUUCUGAAUACAAGACUCAACACUUGACCACUGGAAGAAGGAAAAACUACAGGAAAAGAAGGGUCAGUUAAAGGGUCAAUGAAGAUGAAGACGAUGAAGAUGGACUGGAAAGAAGAUGAAAGAAGAGAAAAAAAAGAAAAACAUUUUUGUCAAGAAAAGCGAAUUUUUAGGUUGACAAAGUUUUUGUGAUCUGCUUACUGUCACAAUAAAAGGACGAAUCAACUUGAAGCUAACUUUCGGUCAACUGAAAUCUGUGAUCGUCUGAUUCAGUUAUCAAGUCAAUAAACAGAAUUAAAGAUUGAUUAAGAAAGAAUUCUACAGCAAAUUAAGGUUUCACUUGGUUCUUGAUUUACCGUUCAAAGCAUAACUAUUUAAUGAUAUAAGUUUAUCUCAACAUUGCUUUCAAUCUGAAGACUUGUCUUUUGUAAAAUAAAUGCAAUGAAAGGUUUAUUAGCGGGAGGCCAAAGGACAUGCAAGUCUCGCCUUAAGAGUGACAAAAUAUCGUCUGAUCGUCUAUUUAAGGGCCAUUUUAAGGCUAAAGAAAAGAUGAAAAGAAGAAAAGGAAAAAAAAGAAAAGUGUUGUUAUAAAGACGGAAGAGGGAUAAACACGCUAGUAAUCCGCUUGCCUCUUUUGUUGUCAAAAAAUGACCAAAAAACACGAAAGUAUAUCUUUGUCGAUAUAAAAUGUACAAGACUUUGUAAUAAUAGGAAAGAGACUUUCAUGUUGCCCAUUUUGCUGAAUGCUUGACUUUAUUGACACCAAUAUGUACUUGAGUGUGUGAAUUAGCGAAGGGAACAAUUGGGCGAAAAUGAAGUGCCAAUAAAAUGAUGACAACCUGAAAAGGCUCAUCAACAACAUAACAUUGCAACUACAACAAUUGCUAUCAAUUCGCGAUUUACAUUUGGUAUUCAUGCUGAGUCUUGAAUUGGUCCGAAAUGGCACUUUAUGGUGAACAAGGAAUCAAUGAAAAGACAAUUUACUUUAAUUUUUUGUCAAAUAUUGACAAACACUGAACACAAGCAAUUGAAGGUUGAAAUGAUUUCUCUAUAAAUCUUCAGCUACUGAGCAUUCGCAGACAGACCAAUGUUAAUAAUCAGUUAACAUUUCAAGUAAAACCAACAGUUUAAAAGCAAACCGAGUUAGAUGAGUUUAUGUCUAAUCCAACAAUUGUUUAAUUUUUCUUGAUCAACAUUUUCAAUCACAUUCUCUUACAUAGACUAUCACAAUUAGACCAACUCUUUAAGUUUAAUCAAUUUUCAUGGUUACUGCCGAUUCAAGUUGAACAAAUACUUUUGACAUUCGGACCAACUUUUACCUUGCUAUUGUCUUCUGUCAACUUUUAUGUUUUAAUCUUCAUCUUUUGCUUCUUUGAAUGUGAAAAUUGUCUUUUCUUCUCUCUCUUCCUUUCUUUAUCUUCUUUUCUCCCUUUCAUCCUUUCUCUCUCCUCUUCAUCUUCUCUCUUCUCACUCUUGUUCAUCUCUCUCAUUUACACUCCUCACUCCUUUAUGGUACAAUUUCAUUCUCAUUUGGUCCACAGACGCACUGUUAUUGUUGGUGUUACACGUUAUGAAUACAUCUUUUGCACCAAGAGACUUUGCUUACACAACUUUUGGUUCAUCUUUGGACUCGUCAAUUAUUCCAAGUCCUGGAAGUGAUUCUUCGUCAAGUUACAGGUUAUCCUCAUCUUCAUCUCCACCAUCUUCAUCCAACAUUUUACCUUUACAUUCAUCUUCAACGAUUCCUUCGGUGACAACUUCUGUGUCUGCUUCUUGUUCUAAUGUGUCUACUCAUGCAUGCAAACUAUCCACCUCUUCGUCGACCAUGAACCAAGGCACCUUAGAUAUUCCAACAAUCAAACAUAAAAUGGAUGAAGAAUGUUACAGUUCUUCGACAGAAACGACGAUUGCAAUUUAACAGGACAUCCUUCGCCAUCUCCAUCUUCACCUCCACCGUUAAUCUCUCAUCAUAACUCUCACUUUCGCCAUGGUUCAGGGAACCUACAAAGUCACCAACAACAACAACCACAACACCACCACCAUCAUCAUCAAUACCAACAUCAACACCACCAAUUACUUCAGCAUCCACAGCAACAGCAACUUCACCACCAACUUCAACAUUCACACGAUUCCCACCAACAAGACCAACACCACAUUCACCAACAGCAACUUCAUCAUCAGAAUCCUUCUCUCGUCUCUAAUGUGCCAAUGUUACCCAUUAAUAAUGUCAGUCGAUUAGCACUUGAUGAUGCAUCUGGUGAUUUCAUUGGUAAAUCAAAUCCAUUUGCUUGGAGUUCACUUACCAAUGACCAGAUAACUUGUGUCUGUGAAGCUUUACUUCAAGCCAAAAAGAUUGAUAAACUUACGCAUUUCCUUUGGUCCAUUCAAGAUUCACCUCAAAUUCAUUACAAUGAAACUGUCCUUCGAUCAAGUGCUCAAGUCGCCUUCAACCGUGGUAAUUACAAGGAACUUUAUAACAUUCUUGAAACACACCAUUUCGAUAAAAGAUACCAUCAAGAACUUCAAUCUUUAUGGUACAAAGCUCAUUACAAAGAAGCUGAAAAGAUGCGAGGUCGAAACCUUUGUCCAGUCGAUAAAUAUCGUCUAAGGAAAAAGUAUCCACUUCCAGCGACCAUUUGGGACGGAGAAGAAAUGAUUUACUGUUUUAAGGAGAGAUCGCGUAAAUUGUUGAAGGAAAGCUACAAAAGCAAUCCUUAUCCGAAUCCAGACGACAAGAAGAAACUGGCCGAAAAGACGGAACUCACAACUACUCAAGUCAGCAAUUGGUUCAAGAAUCGUCGUCAACGUGAUGGGAAACAUCCAAAGCCCAGUCCAAACAAACUGUCCCUUCCUCAAAUUGUCUCACCAUCGCCAUCAAAGCUGGUCCAUAAUUAUGCCGUUGGUUACCUGUGAUUUUACUGACCAUUCAAAGGGAAGCGAAAAGAAGAGAAAAAAAUGUUGAAAUUUUUUCAUGUUCAUCUGUUUAUCUUCAAUCUGUUGCCUCAUUCAUUCAGUAUUAAUCACUUAGGAUUUACUUAUCGUUUUUCAUUGGAAUGAGCAAUGAAUCAUUCAUAUCUCAGGUUUUAACUGAUCAAAGUUAGAAUCAACAUUUUCUCAUUCCACUGAAUUUGAAGGAAAACCUUCAACCAAUCAACCAAACAUGGCUUUAAAAUUAUUAUCAUUUUUCCUCUCUUCUUCUUCUCUUUCGCAUUCUCUUUCGCUUCCUUUGGAUAAAUUCAACAAACUCAUUCCAAUGAAAGGAAUGAGAAUGAUGAACAAUUACCUGCAAUUGAAUGGACAAUCAUUGCAACUAGAAAAUGAUUGAACUAAACAAAAGGCCAAAACAAAAGACGCAACUAAAUCGUUAUGUUUCCACCUUAUUAUAUCUUCUCAGCUGUUUCAUCAGCAUAAUACCAUUGCUCACAACUUUUCAUGUUAAUUUUGAUCAACAAUUUUUUACAUUGCAUAUUAUUUUAAUUACAAUCCUUUUCUUUGUUUUUCUGUAAUUUUUCAUUUCUAAAUUGUCUUUGAUUUCUCGUUUUCCUCUUCUGCCAAUACAAAUCACUCGAAAAAGUGGAUGAAACAAUUUAUAAAAAAAUUGAUAAAUUGAUAAAUUAAAAUUAAAAUCAAAACUUUA
Messenger RNA from Tetranychus urticae (two-spotted spider mite), 3755 nucleotides. RefSeq lists its product as uncharacterized. Gene Ontology annotation, biological process: regulation of transcription by RNA polymerase II. NCBI's taxonomy places the organism in Eukaryota, Metazoa, Arthropoda, Arachnida, Trombidiformes, Tetranychidae. Gene Ontology annotation, molecular function: DNA-binding transcription factor activity, RNA polymerase II-specific; RNA polymerase II cis-regulatory region sequence-specific DNA binding. The record is from RefSeq and is a predicted model, not a curated record. Gene Ontology annotation, cellular component: nucleus; transcription regulator complex.